GCUCUCUCCUCAUCAACAAUGUCCAGGCGGAUCGGCAUCAGCGGCCUCCAGCGGCAGACGCAGGAGCGGGAGGCUUUCCGGGACGCCGGCAAUGCGCUGGCUGUCCAGCAGCUCGAGCAGCUCCAGGCCCAACUUGCCUCGUUCAAGACCCACCUCGAAGCAUUUGCAGUCAAACACCGAUCCGACAUCCAGAGAGACCCCAUAUUCCGCGCCCAGUUUCAACGAAUGUGCAACAACAUCGGUGUCGAUCCGCUUGCAUCAAAGAAGGGGUUCUGGACAGAAAUGCUUGGGUUUGGCGACUUUUACUAUGAGCUCGGCAUCCAAAUAGCCGAGUGCUGCCUGGCGACUCGCGAGAAGAAUGGCGGUGUCAUCGAAUUGACCGAACUCAAACGGUUGGUGGAGAGGACUCGGGGCAAGUCCUCCCAGCCCAUCUCGGAAGAUGACAUUCUCCAGAGCAUCAAGAGCAUGGCGGCUUUGGGCAGCGGGUUCGACAUUGUGACUGUUGGCGGCAAGCGAGUUGUCAUCAGUGUGCCCAAAGAGCUGAACUCGGACCUGGGCACGCUUCUCUUGGUGAUGGGGCAGUUCACAACCGCGGCCGAGGCAGCCAGCACACUGGGAUGGGAAACGCAGCGAGUCCAGCAGGCUUUGGACGAGCUGCUGCGAGAUGGGAUCUGUUGGGUCGACGAGCAGGCCCAGCCCGCCCAGUAUUGGGUGUCUGGGCUGUUUGGUGGGCUGUAGAUUCGACUGCGGGGCACAAAUACAGUCCGAUGUGUAUAGCGAA
Polychytrium aggregatum is the source of this 781-nucleotide messenger RNA. Its product is annotated as EAP30/Vps36 family-domain-containing protein. The record is from RefSeq and is a predicted model, not a curated record. Gene Ontology annotation, biological process: protein transport to vacuole involved in ubiquitin-dependent protein catabolic process via the multivesicular body sorting pathway. Bases 19 to 738 code for a protein of 239 amino acids. Lineage: Eukaryota; Fungi; Chytridiomycota; Chytridiomycetes; Polychytriales. The transcript is spliced from 7 exons. Gene Ontology annotation, cellular component: ESCRT II complex.